AUGGCACCCAUCGAAUACAUCAUCGAUCCCGACCGAGACACAGUCAUAACUUUGAGUAAUCCAUGUUCGACUUUCGCGCCUUGGGAGCUGGAACAGGAGGGUGAAUCUAGCGUUCCACCUGAUACAGCACAGGAUAUAUCAGCCCAGCAGGAUUUCUUUGAGAUGCCAGUAUCCACAAUAAGUAGGCCAAGAUCCAAGAAGGAAAAGAUGGCGGCCAGAAGGGCAGCGCAGAAAUGCAUUAACGAUUCUGAUGAAGCUCCAGAUACCGCUAGCCCUCUAGAGCCUGAUCUUACCGAGCAAGCCUAUGAAGCUGGUGUACACCUCUUCGAUGAGUCGACCAUGGUUGAAGUGUCCUCUUCUGAAAGCCACACUGGAGUCGUGUCUGAAGAGCGUGCGCCAUCACCAAGCGAGCCCCAAGAGCCUGUCGGGCCUGAGGAAGUGUCCAUUCGUUACUAUGUGUCUUCACGCCACUUGAUGCUUGCGUCGCCGAUGCUCAAGCGAGCAUUGUUAAAGGAUGGGUUUGCCGAAUCGCGUCGAGACGGUACCGAUGGCCUUUACCAUGUAGAGGCUUCCGAUUGGGACCCAGAAGCAUUUCUCAUCGUUUUGCGAAUCGUUCAUGGUCGCAACAAGCAGGUUCCGCGAGAAGUGACUCUGGAAAUGCUUGCCAAGAUCGCUAUUCUGAAAGACUACUACAAUUUCGGACAAGCUCUCGAUCCGUUCACCGACGUAUGGAUUGAAAGGCUCGCUAAAACACCUAUACCAGCGGUCUGCUGCAGGAACGUAGUGUUAUGGGUCUGGGUGGCAUGGGUGUUCGAUAUCGAAAAGCAGUUCCUGGAGGCCACAACCACAGCCAUUCAACAGAGCACUGACUCCUUUCCGACAUUGGGUCUACCUAUCCCUGAGAUUGUAUCAGGUUCGUGA
Molecule: messenger RNA, 921 nt
Organism: Alternaria atra
Lineage: Eukaryota; Fungi; Ascomycota; Dothideomycetes; Pleosporales; Pleosporaceae
Exons: 2
Coding region: 1-921 (306 amino acids)
Source: RefSeq, a predicted model, not a curated record